CCCUACCUUCUCUCUCUAAAAUUCUUCUCAUCCAUCACUCCCCCUCUCUCUCUCCUCAACGAACAUUAGUUUCCCAAAUCGGAAUGGAAUCGUCCUCGCCGGAGCUCGACCUGGAAAAACUCAGAGCAAUCAAGGUGCUUGGAAAAGGUGCAAUGGGAACCGUAUUCCUUGUUUACGAUCGCAUUCUAGACCCUUCCAUCGAAUCUCCUUUCGCCCUUAAAGUCGUCCAGAAAUCCUCUAUCCACGACCAGCUAGACGCCCUCCGACGUGCCAGAUGGGAAGUUUCCGUCCUCGCCAGAUUAUCCAACCCCGAACCAUCUCAUGCUUUUUUACCCAACCUUAUUGGGUCGGCAGAUACAGAAGAUUUUCUCGCAUGGGCAGUUCCUUACUGCCCCGGCGGCGAUCUCAACGUUCUCCGGUAUAGACAAGUCGACCGCAUGUUUUCCCCGGCGGUUAUUCGGUUCUACCUAGCUGAAAUCAUUUGUGCUCUUGACCAUCUUCAUGAUAUGGGGAUUGUUUAUAGAGAUCUUAAACCGGAGAAUAUAUUGAUUCAACAAUCUGGUCAUGUCACGUUAACAGAUUUCGAUUUAUCUCGUAGCCUUAAAAGACGGCUGGAGACGACAUGUAAACCUCCGCCUGCGCCGCCUAUUGAUGAAGCCCGACGUAGAAAAAGCCACCGUCAUCGGAGAAAUAUUACGAGGAUGAUCAUGAGUCCGGCGACAAUGGCCGGAAUUGAUAUUAAUUUGCUUAAAAAAGCAAAAAGCGCCCGCGUUUCUCCGGUGAGCCGCCGGAAAACAAGUUUUGAGGUGGGUGAAGGAGGAAUUGAACAGCGGUUAAAUUCGUUUGUCGGAACAGAGGAAUAUGUCUCGCCGGAAGUUGUUCGUGGAGAAGGACAUGAAUUCGCCGUUGAUUGGUGGGCUUUAGGAAUCCUAGCUUAUGAAAUGCUUUACGGUCGAACUCCGUUCAAGGGUAAGAACCGGAAAGAAACUUUCCGACAAAUUUUAAUGAAGUCGCCGGAAUUUAUUGGAAAACAGACGCCGUUAAUGGAUUUAAUCAGACGGUUGUUAGAAAAAGAUCCGACGAAGCGCGUGGGGUAUACUCACGGCGGGUCGGAGAUCAAACAACAUGAAUUCUUUCGCGGGUUAAGGUGGGACCUACUAACGGAAGUUGUACGGCCUCCGAUUGUUCCGUCAUCUGACGAUGAUGUUUUUAGAGGGAAUCCGUCAUUUGUCGGAUUUGAUUUGAGAGAACAUUUCGAGAUUUUGGCAAUUCCGCCUACUUCUCUUCCGCCGUCACCGUUUCCUUCGCAGUCGUUAGAUAACUGUAGACAUAACGUUUCGUUAACGGAGUUCUGAUGCACGUGUAAACUUUUAUUUUUAAAUUUACUAUUUUCUUAACCACGCUUACUUGUAAAUAGUGAGAAUAAUGGGGGCAAAUCAUUCUCAUGGAUUGUAAUUAGCUGCGGUGAUUAGCAAUUAUUCUCACGCGCGCAUAUGUUGGCGCGUGUAACUCGCUGUUAUUGUUUUUUUUUACCAUGGCAGUUAAAAAAAAAAGUUUUGUGGACGGUAAA
Molecule: messenger RNA, 1570 nt
Organism: Impatiens glandulifera
Lineage: Eukaryota; Viridiplantae; Streptophyta; Magnoliopsida; Ericales; Balsaminaceae
Product: serine/threonine-protein kinase UCNL
Exons: 2
Coding region: 84-1355 (423 amino acids)
Biological process (GO): protein phosphorylation
Cellular component (GO): plasma membrane; cytoplasm; nucleus
Molecular function (GO): protein serine/threonine kinase activity; ATP binding
Source: RefSeq, a predicted model, not a curated record